AUUCUUAGUUCUUCAAUCUGUUACGUAACUGAAUUUCGAAUAUCACAUUUCCGUCGCAAAACCGUUGCAACAAACUUCUAAAUUAAACUCAACUCUCUCUCUUUUCAAUACUUUCUCUCUCUAAAACCGUUACACUCACUCUCUCUCUCUCUACAACUUCAACAAUGGCUAUGGCGUUUCCUUCUUCAAGAAACGAAACGUCGUCGUAUACACAUUCUUUUUCAUCUCCGUUCGCUUCCUCAUCGGUAACGAACUUCGCUCCUCGAGCGUCACCUGUAAUGAUGCAAUCCUCGACCUCAUCAUCAUCCUCCGUUAAAGUUAAACUGCACGGUCACCGUACUACGCCGUUGUCACCUCCGUCUUCAACCGUGAGAUUCACCGUGGAACAACGGCCGGAGUCUUCCGAACACCGAUCGAUGACUGCGGCUAAGGAUACAAGAAACAACAACGCCGUGUCUUCAUCUUGCGAGAAAACCAGAAGGUGCAUGUGUUCUCCGACGAAUCACGCGGGUUCGUUCCGGUGCGCGUAUCACAAACGGAUGGCGGAGCAAGAGCAACAACGGCAACAGAAACAAGAACUGAAGGUGCAGCAACAACAGCAAGUAAAACAGGAACAGCAGCAGCAACAACAACGGCGACAGCAACAGCAAACGGCGUGGUCAAGAAGUAGAACACUGAACCUUCGUAGAUCGGCGAUGAAGAAUUCCCUGGUGCGAAUCGGAAUUGAAGGUGAAAUAGUGAAAAGGAAUUUAACGAAUCCGAUUAAACCUUCGGCGCAACAGCUUCGCCGCCGGGAAGCUUUUCAGCCGAAGCCGAGCCGGCUCUCUAAUAUGUCCAAAGCUUAAGACUCAUUCUCUUUUUUUUUAGUUUCCUCGUUCUUUAUUUUUCUUGUUUUUUUUGUAAGAAUGAACGUGAGAAACACGCGCUUGCUAGCUAUCAACUAUGGAGUAAGAUUUUAUAAUUCCUUGUAUUUUGAUAGCGGAAAAUACAGUAACUAACUAGUUGUAUAUUUUUGUGAAGAGUUAUUGUAUACAGUAUCUUUUUUCUUUCUUAAAUGUAAAAUCCAAAUCAAAUCUUGUUCUACAUACCAUGGACUGUGAGUGAAACUGUGUGAGAACAAGUUUGAAAGAAGGAAGUGUUAUGUAAACUUGGAUUUGAUGAUUGUGAAAUUAAAAAUCUAGAAUUAUUACAUUCAUUAUAUUGAAAAGGG
Messenger RNA from Vicia villosa (hairy vetch), 1210 nucleotides. RefSeq lists its product as uncharacterized. The transcript has a single exon. The record is from RefSeq and is a predicted model, not a curated record. NCBI's taxonomy places the organism in Eukaryota, Viridiplantae, Streptophyta, Magnoliopsida, Fabales, Fabaceae. The coding region runs from base 165 to 845 and encodes 226 amino acids.